AUGGCAUCCACCGGCGCGUCCGCAGUAGAUGAAGAUCAAACUCCCUUGACAGGCCACAGGGUCGUCGGACUCGGUGAAAGGGUCGCCGGACGUAAUGGCGGUUCGGGUGGAGACCCAGCGCGCUGCGCACUGAGCAGUCGGAUGACCUUUACCGCUCGUUGGAACUUGGCACGUCCUGGUCAUCCGCGUGGUUGUGGUGUGUGCAGUAUCCGACGGGCACUUGACUCGUACUGCACGUGGAAGUCAUCCGUGGAUAUAAACCACCAGAGCCUCCGCCCCAGGAUCAUGAUAUCUCACUUCCAGCUCCAUCCACGCCCACCACAUUCUUUUCUUGUUCCGAUCUAG
Colletotrichum gloeosporioides is the source of this 345-nucleotide messenger RNA. RefSeq lists its product as uncharacterized. The record is from RefSeq and is a predicted model, not a curated record. The transcript has 2 exons. Lineage: Eukaryota; Fungi; Ascomycota; Sordariomycetes; Glomerellales; Glomerellaceae. The coding region runs from base 1 to 345 and encodes 114 amino acids.